AUGAAGGGUAUCGUUGCAUUCUUGUUGUCGUUCUGGAUUGCCGUCAUCCCUGUCGUCCGAUGCGUCGACGAAGUUGUGGAUUGUCCCUCGCACGAUUAUUUCUAUGUUUCACCAAUGCAUCACGAUACGGCGUGUGAUCUUGCAGGACAAAACCAGUAUAAGAAAUCCUUGGAUCGGCGAGCCAUUUGGCAACGCCUCCACGAGUCUGGUACGCAAAAUGUACCCACUCAAAGGACGUCUUUCUGUCCCGAAACAGUCCAGCCCCUCAUGGACUCGGACAAGUUCCAAGAAGGGUUCAAUACAGCAUGGAUUGUUGAGAAUACAGCCACGGUUCCAGUGGUGGUAGCCUUUGUGAUGGAACGCCCCGAUGGGACCAGGAUAGAAGUCUCGGCCAUGAACCACAAGAUUGCACCUCCCAAUCAUGACCCCAAGGCAAUUUUGAAACCGGGAGAGUGGAAGGCGGUUCAGACAUACGAAGGACACGUUUUCCACGUUCGCGAGCUCCUCCAAGACGGUUCCCAGGGCAUGGUCUUGCUGCAGCAUCGCGUGGGCAUGAUACCCAUCACCAACAAGUACGGCCACGAGCUCCAUUGCAAUCCGUCAGAACCCGACGAGGAACCCGUCGUUGUUCAGCAAGAUGCGGGCGCGGUGCGGGAUCCUGAUUUUGCUCGCAAGGCACCACCUGCCUCACAGCCGUGCAACAUUGUGGAUGUUGGCUUUCGCAAUCAUGUUGGGUGCCCCGUGAAUGGAUACUAUACAGGUCACUUUCUCACACGAGGACUUGUCGAACCACGCGGCAAUGUGACCAAGUGGAAAGAAUCACUGGCCCGAAAGCCAAAGUCCUGUCACGAAGUGUUCCAGUUCCAUUUAGGGUUGGAGGAGCAUCCCAACGACUUUCAAUGGGAUUGGGCAUCUACGAGCAAGUACGAAUCCGCCUAUAUCGGUAACAACUUUGUGUUCCGCUUGGCCAAGGAUGAACGUAUUGUGGUAGACAGCUAUUCCGUGACAACUACCAAAGUCGUUGAUUGUCCUACCCUCAAGAAACAGGUCAAUAAUGCGGUGAGUGUGCCCUACGGUGAAGCCAUUUCCACAGGAGAGCGGUCCUUUUUGAGAAACUGGGUCAAAACGUUUUAUAAUGGCACCGAUCCCUUUGCCGAGACAAUGAAUGCAUCCGAGUGGAUUGUCUCUGUGAGCAGGGUCCCAUUCAUACUGCCCGCCCCCAACGCUAUUGGCCGCCAAAACGCGUUUGCUCAAAGCGAUUUACAGUAUUGCAUGCAAACCAAUAAGGACCCGUGA
Messenger RNA from Seminavis robusta, 1296 nucleotides. The record is from the annotation of a GenBank genome assembly. NCBI's taxonomy places the organism in Eukaryota, Bacillariophyta, Bacillariophyceae, Naviculales, Naviculaceae.